AUGGUAGAAGACGUUUUCAAAUGGGUCAGCCCAAAAAGGCAACAGCGCAUUUUCCGCUUUGUCGCUCCAACUACUGCUUCUCAGCAAGCAGCAGAUCCGCUCCCUGAUUACCUCAAUCUUCUCACAAUGGCCUUCAGCAUGUGCGGCUUGUUGAUGAAGAUCAAGUGGUGCGCCUGGGCGGCGAUUUUUUGCUCGAUGACUUCUUACGCCAACUCGAGAUCGACCGAAGACGCUCGUCAAGUGCUCUCGUCUCUGAUGCUUUCGAUCUCGGCGGUGGUGAUGACUUAUCUUCAAAAUCCGACGCCGAUGAGCCUUCCCAAAUGA
This is a messenger RNA of Oikopleura dioica, 324 nucleotides long. NCBI's taxonomy places the organism in Eukaryota, Metazoa, Chordata, Appendicularia, Copelata, Oikopleuridae. The record is from the annotation of a GenBank genome assembly.